AUGUCGUUUAAAAUAGCGAUAAGAAGUUUUAAAACCCUCACUUAUGUUGAAGGGUAUAAGAAACUGAGAGAUCGACACAUAAAGAUGUACUGUGCAGCUGUGAUUGGUGUUGGCUACAUGGCUUACAAGCAACACAAAGCAAAUAAAGUAGAAAUGAAGGAAAUAUUACAGUUAAAGAAUUAUAUGGCAGACCCAAUAACUCCAAUCAGUCACUUGGAAAAAACACAAGAUGAUAUGAAAACACAAAUGGAAUUACUUAUUAUGAGAAUUCAAUCAGAGUUUUGUAGAGCAUUGGAAAAAGAAGAAGAUGAGGCGUGGUGUGAUGAAAAGAGAGAUGAAGACUUAGAUUAUGACAGUGACAUGUUUGUGCCAUACCCGGAAGCGAAGUUUCAAGUAGAUAGAUGGACUCGUAGAGAAGGUGGUGGGGGAAUCACAUGUGUACUACAGGAUGGAAGGGUGUUUGAAAAGGCUGGUGUAAAUAUAUCUGUGGUGUCUGGAAAACUGCCUCCAGCUGCAGUACAACAAAUGAGAACUAGGGGAAAAAGUUUUGAUGGACAAGAACUCCCAUUCUUUGCAGCUGGAGUGAGUGCUGUUAUUCAUCCUCGUAACCCAAUGGUCCCCACAAUACACUUCAACUACAGAUACUUUGAAGUACAAGACAAAAAUGGUGUACAGUGGUGGUUUGGUGGUGGUACGGAUUUGACACCUUAUUACCUGAAUGAAGAAGAUGCUGUCCACUUUCAUCUUACAUUAAAACAUGCUUGUGACGGACAUGAUAAGUCAUAUUAUGCAAGAUUUAAGAAGUGGUGUGAUGACUACUUCACAAUAACUCACCGAGGCGAGCGUCGAGGGGUGGGAGGUAUAUUCUUUGACGACGUGGACCAGCCCAACCAGCAAAGCGCUUUUGACUUUGUUACCUCUUGCGCUGAGGCUGUCAUUCCCAGUUACAUUCCAUUAGUACAAAAGCAUAAAGACGAUCCAUAUGGUUACUACGAGAGGCAAUGGCAGUUACUCCGUAGGGGACGAUACGUCGAAUUCAAUCUGAUUUAUGAUCGAGGAACGAAAUUUGGCCUUUUCACUCCUGAAGCGCGAUAUGAAUCCAUAUUGAUGUCAUUACCAUUGAAUGCGAAAUGGGAGUAUAUGCAUGAACCUAAACCAAAUACCCCAGAGCACAGUCUUAUGAAGGUAUUAAAGGAGCCACGAGACUGGCUUCAAAUAGAACAAGCCCGAGCUACUGCUUAG
Molecule: messenger RNA, 1242 nt
Organism: Pieris macdunnoughi
Lineage: Eukaryota; Metazoa; Arthropoda; Insecta; Lepidoptera; Pieridae
Source: the annotation of a GenBank genome assembly